Molecule: messenger RNA, 1284 nt
Organism: Equus quagga
Lineage: Eukaryota; Metazoa; Chordata; Mammalia; Perissodactyla; Equidae
Product: carbonyl reductase [NADPH] 1-like
Exons: 3
Coding region: 113-1003 (296 amino acids)
Molecular function (GO): carbonyl reductase (NADPH) activity
Source: RefSeq, a predicted model, not a curated record
UCAUUUCUCUGCAGACUCUCUGACUUUGGCCAGGGCUCCCCAGUGAGCGCUGCUGUGGCUCAUAGCCCUGUCUGCUGCCCACACAAGUGCCUCACACACCCGCUACCCAGCCAUGUCUUACACCCGUGUGGCGCUGGUGACUGGGGCUAACAAGGGCAUCGGCUUCACUAUCCUGAGUGAUCUGUGCCAGCAGUUCUCCGGGGAUGUGGUGCUCACGGCAAGGGACACCACGCGGGGCCAGGCUGCCGUGCAGCAGCUGCAGGCCCAGGGCCUGAGCCCACGCUUCCACCAGCUGGACAUUGACGACCCCCAGAGCAUCCGGACACUGCGCGACUUCCUGCUCAAGAAGUACGGCGGCCUUGACCUGCUGGUCAACAACGCAGGCAUUGCCUAUCCUAUUCCAGAUUCCACACCGAUUCAUAUUCAAGCUGAAGUGACAAUGAAAACAAACUUUUUUGGUACCCGAGAUCUCUGCACGGAGCUACUGCCUCUCAUAACGCCCCAUGGCAGAGUGGUGAAUGUGUCUAGCAUAAUGGGCCUCCUGGCUCUUCAAAACUGCAGCCCAGAACUCCAGCGGAAGUUUACAAGUGAGACUAUGACGGAGGAGGAGCUGGUGGGGCUCAUGAAGAAGUUCGUGGAAGAUACGAAGAAUGGAGUGCACAUAAAGGAAGGCUGGCCUGAUGUCAUGGCCAUGGCAUAUGCAGUGUCAAAGAUGGGCAUCACCAUCCUGUCCAGAAUCUACGCCAGGAGACUGAGUGAGCAAAGGAGAGGGGACAAGAUCCUCCUGAAUGCCUGCUGCCCAGGAUGGGUGAAAACCGACAUGGGGGGACCUGAAGCCAUAAAAACCCCAGAAGAAGGAGCAGAGACCCCCGUGUACUUGGCCCUUUUGCCCUCAGAUGCUAAGGGGCCUCAUGGGGAAUUUGUUAUGGAGAAGAAAGUUGAAAAAUGGGGACCCCUCUAUGAAUUCCCUCCAUGGUUCUCACGUAUUUUGAGCCUUGGAUAGGAUCAAAGGGCCAAUCACACUGUUAAAAUAUCCAUUUCAAAAAAAAAAAGGAUGACAAUAUCUCUAAGGAGUACUCACUAUCACUUGGCUCAUAAUUCUGUGCAUAUAAGCUAUUAUCCCCGUGAAGGAAAAAAAAAGUAUGAAAAUGUCUGUAGGGAGUACUCACUUUCACUUGGCUCAUAAUGGUGUGCGCAUAAGGCUUUUGUGAUUUCUUCUGUGAUAUAGGGGGAGGAAAACUGUAAUGGAUGAGAAUAAUGAAUGAAAAUCAAUAGAAAAGUAAA